AUGUGCAAAAAAUUGGAUGUGGGUCAAAAAGUAUACUGUGCUUCUGUAAAAGUAAGUUAACUCAACUCAAACCCAACGAUGCUCCGCGUUUACUUUCAGGCUAUUUUAUUCGUGAUUGCUGGGCUUUUGAUAAUUGUCGGUGUUAUUGGCUUGGUUUUUGGGUGAGUUUAUUUUUUUUGUAAAAAAAAAUUUUAAAGAGAAAAUUGCUCAGAUUCGUCGCCGCCAAUCACAUAAUAUUGAUCGCAAUAUCAGCCAUGUGUUCGGGAAUUAUGACACUAAUUGUGGCGGUUUGGCCAGCAAAGUGUAUUGUUGUAUGGAGUUUGAUCGAUCAAAUAUUCCUCGCGUUUUCUGGUGUUCUGAUGGGUAUUGUUUUUGUGAUGGUUGUAGCUAUUGAAGAUUUGAGGAAAGAUUUUAAAGAUGAAAUAGGUGAGAAAGUUCAGAUUUUGAAUCGGGAUAGGCUGGAACGGUCGGACCAUGAUUUUUUUGCAGUCUACUUCUAUAUCUACGCGGCACUUUCGUUCACCGCAAGUUUUUGUGCAAUCAUAGCUUGUGUUCUUUACUCAAAGCUUCUUUGCUGCAAAGGAAAAGCACAGGAUUAUCAAGUACCUCGAAAGAGUCAAAAGAAAAGUGUAAAAAGAACUGAGAAAAGUAAUAAGAGCAGUAAGAAGAGUAGAAGCAGUAAGAGCAGCAAGAAGAGUGAGAAAAGUGAGAAAAAGAGUCCGAGCAGUGGAAGUUUUGGUGCGAGUGGAUCGACGUUUGCAUCGGAUUUAUCUACUAGAUCAAAUGUUGGAGCUACCGAGAAACAGAAUAAUGAAUAA
Molecule: messenger RNA, 818 nt
Organism: Caenorhabditis angaria
Lineage: Eukaryota; Metazoa; Nematoda; Chromadorea; Rhabditida; Rhabditidae
Source: the annotation of a GenBank genome assembly